AUCUCAACGCCUUCAAAUCAUGCCCAACCUCAACCAAAUGCUGAUGAAGUUAUAGCGGGACCUCGAGGGUCAAAAGUAAUUGUUUCUGUUGAACCGCAAACGGAGAUCGCAUAUCAAUCCGACGAUGAAGAUUGCGAACCUCCUGUCUUAGUUUCUCAAGUUGGUCCGACUGUUGAAAAAAAUCAAGUUGAUGAGGAGGAUGCUGAUAACAAUGAUAACGAAGUUGAAGUCGAAUCAGACUUCGAAGAUGAAACAGCUCCAAUCCCAUACAUCCCAUCUGGAAAAGUAAUAGGAGCUUUGUCGAAUCCAGACGAUGGAACAAAACCUAAAAUGGAAUGCCCCAUAAAAACCUAA
Molecule: messenger RNA, 354 nt
Organism: Caenorhabditis briggsae
Lineage: Eukaryota; Metazoa; Nematoda; Chromadorea; Rhabditida; Rhabditidae
Exons: 1
Source: RefSeq, a predicted model, not a curated record